GCUGCAACAGAGUGUGACGCGUGGGUUUGUCCGCUAGGGGGCGUGUUGCCUUGGAGAGGGAGGGUGUGUGCGUUCCCGCAGCAACAGGGAAGAUGGCAGCUCUCACAUCUCUCACCCAGUUGUCAAGUGGGAACCCUGUAUAUGAAAACUUUUACAGACAGGUGGAUCCCGGUAAUACAGGGAGAGUAGGACCGACAGAAGCUGCCUUGUUCUUAAAGAAGUCUGGGCUCCCUGACAUCACAUUGGGGAAGAUCUGGGAUUUGGCCGACCCCGAUGGCAAAGGCUACCUGGACAAACAGGGGUUUUAUGUAGCUCUGCGGCUGGUGGCCUGCGCUCAGAGCGGACAGGAAGUCAGUCUGUCCAGUCUCAACCUCACAAUCCCUCCCCCCAAGUUUAAGGACACCAGCAGUCCGUCUCUAAGCAACACAGCUUCAGUCCCCAGUGAGCCACACUGGGCUGUCAGGCCUGAGGAGAAGAGUAAGUUUGAUGGGAUUUUUGAAAGCCUGGUUCCGGUCAAUGGGCUGCUGUCAGGAGAGAAGGUCAAACCGGUCCUGAUCAACUCCAAACUACCUCUGGACGUCCUGGGGAAGGUUUGGGACCUCAGUGACAUCGACAAAGAUGGGCAUCUGGACAAAGAUGAGUUUGCAGUUGCGAUGCACCUGGUGUACCGGGCCCUGGAGAAGGAGCCGGUCCCUGCACUCCUCCCCUCCUCCCUCAUCCCUCCGUCUAAGAGAAAGAAGAGCCUGGGUUCGGUGCCCGGCACGGUGCCCGGUCUGCCCGCCAGCCCUCCGCCACCCAAAGACUCACUGCGCUCCACACCCUCCCACGGCAGCAUGAACUCCCUCAACAGCACCGGCAGCCUGUCGCCCAAACACACACUCAAGUCUGGGCAGCAUUCGGUGAACUGGGUUGUCCCGGUGUCAGACCGUAGUCGCUAUGACGACAUCUUCCUGAAGACAGAUGCUGACCUGGACGGCUUUGUGAGCGGACAGGAAGUCAAGGACAUCUUCAUGCACUCUGGACUUCCUCAGAACAUCCUUGCCCAUAUAUGGGCUCUGGCAGACACCAGACAGAUAGGGAAGCUGACCCGGGAGCAGUUUGCCCUCGCCAUGCACUUCAUCCAGCAGAAAGUCAGUAAGGGCAUCGACCCUCCACAGGCCCUCACCGCCGACAUGAUCCCCCCCUCCGAGAGAGGCACGCCUGUGGCGAGUAUGUCGGGCUACAUGACCCCUGUGGGAUCAGAGAUGGCUGCUCUGUCGGAGAUGAGACGGGACAGCUCCAGCUCGGUGGGUUCAGGGGAGUUUACCGGCAUCAAGGAGCUGGACGACAUCAGCCAGGAGAUCGCACAGUUGCAGAGCACUCUUGCUUUUACCCAGUGGAAUAUCCUCAGGGAGAAGUACACUCUGGAGCAGGACAUCAGGGAGACAGAAGAAGCCAUCAGACAUAAGACGGCAGAGGUUCAGGAGAUGCAGAACGACCUGGACCGGGAGACUGCCAGCCUGCAGGAGCUGGAGGCCCAGAAACAAGACGCACAGGACCGGCUGGAGGAGAUGGACCAGCAGAAACACAAACUGGAGGACAUGCUGAACGAAGUCCGCAUCAAAUGCCAGGAGGAGUCUCAGAUGAUCUCCUCCCUGCAGAGCCAGAUCCACUCCCAGGAGUCGGACCUGCAGAGCCAGGAAGAGGAGCUGAGCCGGGCCAAGGCCGACCUGGGCCGCCUGCAGCAGGAGGAGAACCAGCUGGAGCAGAGCCUGGCGGCAGGAAAGAUCCAGCUGGAGACGAUUAUCAAGUCCUUGAAGGCAACGCAGGACGAGAUCAACCAGGCUCGCAGUAAGCUGUCGCAGAUCCAGGACAGCCAGCAAGAAGUGUCUAAAAGCAUCGAGCAGUACAACAGCACCUUGAACGGGACGCACGGCGGCAGCAUGACCAACCUGGCCGACAUGAGCGAGGGCUUCAGCGACAGAGAGAACGGAGGAUUCCCAUCCAUGGUGAGACCUGCACAGGAGGAUCCGUUCAAGGUGAAGCCAUCUGUGUUCAAUAGCCAGCCUCAGGAGCUUCACACUGACCCCUUCCACUCUGAAGACCCCUUCAAAACGGAUCCCUUCAAAGGUGACCCUUUCCAAAACGAUCCCUUUGCAAAGCAGCCCUCGGCAUCCACAGAUCCUUUUGGAGGAGAUCCGUUCAAAGAGGCAGAUCCCUUCAAGGCCUCGUCAGAAGAUUUUUUCAAGAAGACCACAAAGACGGAUCCUUUCUCCACGCCAGACCCUUUCAGUAAAAGUGCCACGUUACCCUCCAAGCAAACCAGUCACUUCACAAGCAAUGACCCCUUCUCUUCGACCAGCCCAAAACCCAAAGGAUCAGACCUGUUCGGUACGUUGGACCCGUUCGGCAGCAGUUCGUUCGGCGGCAGUAGUAACAGCACCGGGGGAUUCGCAGACUUCAGCCACAUGUCCAAACCCAGAGACCCGUUUGAAGGCAGAGCCAGCUGGCUGCCGGACUACCAGAAGUCGGGUUUUGUGGACGACCCUUUCAGCAGGAAGAAUGACACACCGGCUCUACCACCGAAGAAGAGUGUUCCUCCAAGGCCCAAACCUCCCAGCGGUAAAAGCACGCCAGUGAGCAUGUCCACCGCGGGCGACCCCUCCAAGCCCUGCGACCCCUUCCAGCCGUUCGGGAGUGACGCCGUCGACCCCUUCCAGAGUAAAAAGGGCCUGGCGGAUCCGUUCAGCGGCAAAGACCCUUUCGCCCCGUCCUCGGCAACAAGUAAAGCCCCUAAAGACUCAUCUGUGGGUUUUGCAGACUUCACCUCUUUUGGGAACGAGGCUCAGCAGCUGGAGUGGGCGAAGCGGGAGAGCGAGCGAGCUGAGCGAGAGCGUCUGAAGAGGCUCCGGCAGCAGGAGCAGGAGGACCUGGAGCUGGCCAUCGCCCUGAGCAAGGCCGAGAUGUCCAACGCAUGACCUGGAACACACACACACACACACACACACACACACACACACACACACACACACACAGAGCACAUCACAUAGACAAGCUAACAUGCAAACUGACUAGGGCUGCACGAUAUGCCGUUCCAGCAUCAACAUGGCGACAUUACAGUGACAGGACAGGCGCUGUCGAGUGAGGCAAAUGAACUCAAUUUUGUCUGAUUUAAGAGUUCAAGAUUCAAGAUUCAAGAUUCAAGAUGCUUUAUUGUCAGUUCUGCAGUUAUAUGCCAGACAUACAGAGAAUCGAAAAAAAAAAAAAAAACAUUUCACUCUGAUCUUCAGGGUUCUUGGAUGCACAGAGUUUGUAUAUCAAACAACCAAAGCCCUAAUGUAUGAAACGUGAAAACACACGCGCUCAAAACCUGCAGUAUCCAGGUCUUUGCGUAAUCACAUCUUACUGGCAUAUAGAUCAAUUGUUUUAUUUUAUUUUUAUUUAUCUUUUUUUAGUCUGGAAGGUCCCAUUGAGGUAAAAGAUCUCUCGUUCCAGGGAGUCCUGGUCAAGAUGGCAGCACAGUCACUUUCACAUGCAAAUCUGUUGCUGCUUGACUUGGACAGUUUUCCCAUCCUCGGCCGCGCCGGGAGGCCUGUUUAUCAGAUUAAACACACGGGUUUCCAUUUGAACAGAUUACAUGGAAAUAACACAACUGUGACACAGAGGUCUGUGUGUAAAGUUUAUUAAGAAACAUGUCGUUUUUCCCAAAUACAUUUCCACCUGUUCCUUCUCCACAUGAUGCAGAAGGGGGGUUUGUUUUGUUUUAUUAGAACAGGAUGGACUUUUAAAGUGUCCAAAUUAUGAAAACUAUUAUUUUUAAUUGAAUAUCUGUACAUCCAUAACACACUGCAUGUGUCUGGUGAAAUUCCCUGUAUUUUUUUAAUAUUGCAACACAUAAAUAUCACAGGAGGAAAAAAAAAUGUUGCAAUGUCGGUUAAUUCCAAUAUCGUGCAGCCCUAAUACUGACAAACACACACACGCACACACACACACACACCGUGUAGACCUGACCAACAUCUUAAUAUUCAGAUAGACACAAAGCACAUCAAUGGACUGUCAUUCUGAUGUUCAUACAAACUUGUACACAUGUAAACACACACACACACACACACACAACCUCCGCAACAUGCAUUCCCCAACACUGAGCGACUCAGUUAAAGAAGGAAAACGAGAGAGAGAAGAAAUAAAAAAGGAAAAACUAAACCGAAGUUCCAGGCGGGUUCGGGCGCUGAAAGAAAAAAACAAACAUCCGAACUGUUGAGGAGCGACGGCGGAGCGAUGGCAGGGAAUCUCUGCUGCCGAUGUGGACUGACGGAAAACUGAAGGACGGGAAGGAAGAUGUGAGAAAGAGCUGUUCAACAGACUGAUGCACCGUGUGUGGACGCACCAUAGCGGCCGGACGGCGUCGCCAUGGUGACGCAACGUCCGGCGUCAACGGCCGGAGCCACGCUCAAGGAAUACUUUGAAUAUUUUGAAUUUCAGUCCGUUUUUCCUCUGGAGCUCGGGUUACAUGGUAGGGAAAAUGAGACAAGCGAGGAAACGCUCUGUGAGCCAGCGAGCAGCUAACAGGGUCUAACAAGGGUCAGUGCAGAAGCUUUUUCCCCCCCACAGUGUAAAAACGCUCCUGAUGGAAAAAAAAAAACAAGAUGCUAGAAGUCCAAAUGACAAGGUAUUUCCUUAAAGGGACAGUUCAUCCAAAACACAAGGGAAGAUAUUUACCUGUUAGUGCGCUCUAUCCAUCCAGAUAGUUCCUGUGUGAUUUGGCGAGGUUUCCGGUUUGUCUCCUGACACCUGCCAGAAGUUUCCACAUGGAAACCUCACCAGCGACACAGAUACUCACCAUAAUCCACAACCCCGAAGGGAACUAUUUCCAGCCGAAGAACACCAGCAGUCUGUAUCUGUCCGCCUCUGGUUUGUUCUCAUCGGGCGAGGACAGAUCGGAGUUCUUUGGCAGGAAAAAGCUCCAAACAAACCUCCUCACACCAGAAGACUGUGAAAUAUAUCAGGUGUGUGUUAUUGUCUUUGGAAAGAUCUGUCACUGUUUUUCACGUGUAAAUUUUCGACAGUUUGAGCUCCGCAAAACGACACGAGGAAGGUCCCGGCCGGCUGGAAACCUCUCCAGAUCAAACACAAACUCUGCCUGCUUUGAGAGACUGCAGCAGAGAAAAGUGGGAAAACGUCCCAUUUUGUAUUUUGGGUGAACUGCUCCUUUAAGAAGGGAUUUUCUUUUUUUUCCUAAAAUUGAAUACGAUGGAGAUGGAUGUAUCAUUGAGCUGGUGAUGAUACAGACCAUGUCAGCUGGUACUCAGUAUUGAGUUGUUAUGCUGGUGGGGUUCUGUUUUUUUAAGAAAACAAACAAACAACAAGCUGUUUGUUUGUUUGUUUGUUUAGUAUUUGGGUUACGAAUGUGAAGGAACCGCUUGGAGAAGACCGGCUUCGACGUUUUUCGCGGAUCAAGAAAUAUUCUUUCUCUCUCUUUUCUUUUUUCUCUCUUUUUGUUUUUAAACUCAGAAACACACCAGGAUCUACCGUUUAAAAAACAAAAAAAACAAACAGACUAACUUUUCGCCAUGAAGUCAAGAGCAUUUAUUUUUCUCUGCAACGUGGAUUCAGUUUUGAGACGGGCCGGCGGGAGGCUCCUCGCUCGCCUCCUCGAAGCUCAGCGGCUCCUCCUCCGGUGUGAUAAAAAAGAAAAGUUUUAGCCGACAUUUGCAGAAUACGUCGACGCGUCAGGCUGUCGGUUUCGCUCUCCUGGUGCUUGUCACGUCACGAGAGGGGAAAACCUCUAGUCAUUCCUCAGCUAACCUUAAAAAAAAAAAAAUUAAAAAAAAAAGAGUUAAAGCCUUGAUCAUGAGUUAGUCAACACUGGUUCUCUAGGAAGUCCAAGCACCAGGUGAAUGAAAGUGACAGAGUGAAACUGAAAACGUCUUCGUAUCCUUUCCUUUUAACUGACAGUAACAAAUUGUACAGAUAUAUUUUCUUUGUCUGCAAGUGUCAGACUGUACUGCCGAGGGCUUCGGUGCGAUGAGCUGCGGUACUUUCUCUCGCUGACUGUCCUGUGUACAUAAAAAAAAAUAAUAAUGAUAAUGAUAAUAAUGAUAAUGGAGCUAACUAUGCCUCUUCUCGACAGCUGUACUCUGAUCACGAUGCUGUGACUCCACACUACAUCCCACAACCCGAAAGGCACCAUGAGGGAAUUUUACCUUUUUCUACAUUUUACCUUUGUUUUCAUUUUAGAGAGCAAUGAUUUUUUUUUUUUUUUUUGUUCAUGAUGUGAUAAUUAUUUUAUUCAUUUUGACUUUUUUUUGUUUUAAAAGCGCAUCAGAAAGUUUAUAUUGUCUUUUUCUGUGUGGUUAUGAUUUGUAGUUCAGACUAGUCACCUUCAACAAGCACAAGCUGCAGAGAGCUCUGGAAAGGUUUGGAAGCGUACUGAAACCCGCUCACCCGACGCUGUCACUGAAAAAAACUGGAAGUAUGUGAACUUUUUUUUUUUUGACUUUUUGCGGUAUGAUGUGUCAUAGUUUGGUGUCGCAACAUGGGCUCAACCACUCGCUAUCUUGUUUUUAUCUGAAUUGUCCCUUUACUUGAAGCGGUAGCUACAGCUUCGCUCCGGUGAAACUUUGAAAACCCGGAAAGCCGAGUCGAUCCCGCUCGGCCGCUUUACUCAAAGCCCCUCUGUUGUAGGUUCAAACGUCAUUUUGUAUUUUAUAUAUACGCAUUUAAUGUAUUGUGUGUGUGUGUGUGUGCGUGCGUGUGUGUGUGUGUGUGUGUGUGUGUGUCCAUGACCAAUCAUAAGCUUCAGUCAGUGUUUUUGCCAUUUGUGUGCCCCCCUGCUGGGACUCGUCUCUUAGCCAUAUGUGAAACAGUAGUGAUCAUUUAACCGUUCCUCUGAGGGGACGCCUUGACAUUUUGACGUGUUAAUUUUCAUUAUCAUGCAGGUGCGAUCAUGUCGAGAAACAAUUUCACACACUUGGUUUAGUCUAAAUAAGUUAUUAGCAUUGGAACAAAAUUAUUCUGGUGGAGUGCAAAACCCAAAAUCCAGUUCCACUUUGUCAAGUCAAGGACGAUAAAAUGCACCUGGAUGUGAUGUGAGCCAAUGAACAGGUGAAACGUGAGGAUUUGACCGUUUGAGAUGCUCUACCUUGCUCACACUUUUGAAUUUGUCGGCAUUGUUGGCGUUCAUCGGGUCCCGGUAACACACCAACAGGCUGUCGUACCUUUUACCCUGCGACGGGACGGGCGCCUUGUGAGGAAAAUUAGCAGGUUCUCAUUCAAAACGUCAAGGCGUUUCGUCGACUUUCCCUAAAGGUUUGCUCACGGUCGACCUGGAAAAUGCUGAGCUGACAGCACGGGGGUGGACUCGCACUGCAGGAUGUGCUCAGCUCGUUCAGUGUUAAAGCCGCUUCCUAAUCACCAGAUUUAACAAGAUCACGGUGCAGAGGAAGUGUCUGUCCAAAUCAGCGGGACAACACUUUCACUUAGAUGUUAUAAAUGAGUGGAUUUGUCUCGUCAGGCGAAACAAGAGUUAAAUUCUUGCAGUGUGUCUCCACAAAAUUGGGUUGAAAAGAUUAUAAAAAAUAAUCAUGUUUGGUCGUUGAUGCUGCCAGAUAGAAAUGCAAACUGCCUCUCCCUGACUUUUUUUGUUUACAUAUCAUGAAAACUUGCUGUAGCUGUUACAGAGUGUGUUAAUGUGUGAGAGGAGUCUCACUGGUACACGCUCCACUUUUCCCUCCUCUGUGACCUGGACUCAUCUAGAUCUCCUUAGCUUUGUUCCAGCCUUAACCAUUUAAAAAGGAAUACACUGACAUUUUGAAUCGUGUUCUGGUCGCACUGUGGCGGAAACGUUUCUACAUGAAAAAAAACCCAAAAAACUCCAUUAGAUCUGUUUGUUUUUCCCAUUGAAAUCAACGGGGGACUGCUAGCCACCAGCUAACGAGGUAGCUCGUUGCCACCAGCGCCCAUUUGUGUGAAUGCAGAAUGUCAACAUUGUUAGUCAGGUAUUUUUCGGUUAACUGAAGUGCCACUUAGGAGACGUUUUCGCCGCAGCGUGUCGGGCACGGCGGGCAGGGGGGGAAUCAGACCGACGUGCAAAAUGUCAGAGUAUCCCUUUAAAAGUGAGUCUGCGUCUGUCUGUGGUGUUGUAAUCACAGCCAGAUGUCUUGGCCGCGUUCUGAAAGCAAAAACAUUGUGAAACGUGCAGAUAGAAACAGGAAUCUAUCAUGUAGAACAGAUGUGUCUGUAGCAGGAGGCGGAGGCGGCGAUACCUGCCGCUCCGGGACCGCAUCCGGGCAACAAUCAGCUUUACCAGGGAAUUUCUGUGGGAAUCUGGUGACUUGUGCUGUUUCAGUGAACCAGCAGUGAGGCGCACUUUAUCACGGAUCAUAACUGAGAUCACAACUGGUGUCUUAUUUGGUACAGAAACCAGUUUUCCUGUGUAAAACAGUAAUACUUAUGCCAUCAUGUAGAGUAUGUCUAUGGAUAUUCUCAUUUAUCCAGGUCAUCGUUCUCUUUGGGCAAAAAUGAAUCGUAUUGAAUCCAGUUGCCUACGAUUCAUUUUUGCCCAAAGAGGAUCAUGUAGAGUAGUUUAAAAAAGUAAAAUAGCAGGUAUUACAGGUAAAAUGAGCUUCCCUUAAACAUCCUAAUCAGCUCUCACCUAUUGCAAAUUACAUUUAAAAAGGUGCUGUAAGUUGCAUUUUAUAUAAUCAAUAAAUCACUCCCAUGCCAAGUUAAGACAUAAGUAUAAUAUAUAAUUCCCCUGGGUUGCUUUACCGCACGUUGUCAUGGGGUUUUAUGGCACAAAGCAGGAGUCAAACACAGCUUUCAAAUUAAGGUGAGCUCACCUGGACAGUUUGAAUCAGUUCUUUUAUCGGGUCUCAUCCUCCUCCUGGCUUUUAGAAAAACAAAUCUGUGAAUGUCUGGGAGGUGAGAUAAGCGUCCUCUUGGUGACAGGAAAUGAUGGGAAGUGUGGUUUUGAAUCUUGAGAAACGUUUGUCGCACCUUGAAAACAGACAACUCUGAUAACAGGAAGUCGGCGGUCAUGAUUACACGUUUUUCUGAGAUCCGUGACGAACGUGCGCCUCAUUUGUUUUGAAACACCUAGCUGUAAUUCAUUGGCUCAGCAUGAGUUGUCCUCCCCAACAGAAGAGUGGAUUUUCACUCCUGUCCCGUCACAAUCCCAGAACAGUGACCCCCCCCCCCCCGUCCCGUCCUGUUCCCUCUCUUAGUUUACCUUGUGCUCUUCUGGGGAGUUUUUCUUUUUUUUUUUAAUUCACACCAUAGAAACUGACCCGUUGUGAUUAUGACUCACGUCCUGCCCGCUCCUGCUGACGUUGUUUCCCCCGUCACAUGACGUGCGGUCAAAUGGACUCCCAUCCCGCGGGAAUCCCACAGGCGUCCCGACAGAAAUCGCCCGCCUCUGCAGACACAUCCGCUCCCCUGGCCUGUCUCUGCCUGAGCGUCGUACCUCAGUCACUCCUCUGCUGUGCUUUGAGUUGUACCAUCACUCAUGCUGUAUUUUGUCUUCGAUACCUCCAUUGUGCAAUAGAUAUUGUUUAUUUUUUAUUGUUUGUUUGUGUCCUGAGUUACCUGUGAAUCCACAAUGAUGUUUUUUGAUAUGUAACAUAUGCUUUUUUUUAAAAAAACAAAUAUGAUUAUUUAAGCGCCCGCCACCGCCCUGAUGAUGUUGUGGAGGAUCUUCAUGCUUUUAUUUCCUCCUGCUGGCUACAGAAUCUAAAAAAAAAAAAGUUUCAUUCCAAAAUGCUGGAAAAAAAAAAAAUACAGUAUGGGGAUGUUCAUUACUCAGUAUUUUAAAUUGAAAGUGAAUAUUUUAGUUGAGCUUUUCCUUCCAUGUGAGCAAUCACUUUUUGAAACAUUGAGGUUUGCUGUUUGCUUUUUCAAACGGUCGACAUUUCAUUUUGGAAUGAAGCCCUCGACUUUUGUUAUCUAGGACGUGCCGAGGCCUGAUAGUAAGCAGUGGAAACAGAUUGUUGGGGACUUGUUUCAUUCUUAUUUUCAUGUUUUCUUUUUCUUGGAUUUAUUUGUACUGGAUCUCCGAAGCUUGAUGCAUUCCUGUUCCCACAUUUGGCCUGCCUUCGACCUCCCUUCCUCCCGUGUAGGUGAAAUAAUCCGAGCUGUCUUUAUUAUUAAGAUGCUUACGGUGUGUGUACAAUCUGUAUAGUACAAUGUCUGUUAUAUUUGUCCCAUACGAAGUGGAGAAGAAAAAAGCUGAAGUGUAACUUGAUUAAAACAAAAAAAAAAAAAAAAAAAAAAAGGCAUCUGGAGGAUUGAUUACAAUUAAACUAAUAGAUGAAAAGAGAACAGAGGCUUGGGUUUAUUUUGAAUAGUGAUCCUCUCUCCAUGGUCUGUACUGUUUACUAGAAUAAAUAUUUCAGUUAAAUGAGA
Myripristis murdjan (pinecone soldierfish) is the source of this 10380-nucleotide messenger RNA. Its product is annotated as epidermal growth factor receptor substrate 15-like 1. The transcript is spliced from 26 exons. The coding region runs from base 93 to 2957 and encodes 954 amino acids. Gene Ontology annotation, cellular component: cytoplasm; plasma membrane; clathrin coat of coated pit. Lineage: Eukaryota; Metazoa; Chordata; Actinopteri; Holocentriformes; Holocentridae. The record is from RefSeq and is a predicted model, not a curated record. Gene Ontology annotation, molecular function: cadherin binding; calcium ion binding. Gene Ontology annotation, biological process: endosomal transport; endocytosis.